CACAUGUGAUGCAGUUGUAUAUCAGCUGUGAAGUGUUGGAGGGCGUGUCACUUUUGGAGCUAAGUUAAACAUGCUAAACAUGUUUUUGCAGCAUAUUGGCUUUACUGGUCACAAGACAUGACAUUGGUCAAUACUGAUCUUGUUUUCUGUGUACUCCAGUCAGUUUCAUCCAGUCAUUUGUAUUUAGAGGCAAUGUUGACCUAAAUGAAGCAUUUCUGGCUGAUGAAAAAUCUUUGCUGACACUCUUAAUGGAAACAUCAGAAAUGGCACAAUUGUUGCAGAUACUGCUGCUAUCCUGUUUGAUUUGUUAAAAAAUAUGGAACAUGGUGACUUUAACUAAACUUCCAUUUAUCCGUCCCUCAUUUUUAGGACCAUGCUGGAAUAAUGUUUUCCUGUUUUACACAUGCCAACACAUUAUAAAUGUACCAUGAGACCAUCUAGAAAACUGGGCUAAACUAAGUUCCCUUAAGAAGGGCACCCCCAGCUGCUUUUGUUAAAAGCACUUUAAAAUCAGGCUUCAUGCAGGUGUCCACUUCAGUUAUUGUGCAAUGCACUAUGGUAACUUGUCAUAGAGGAAAUUGUUUUAUGAUGGGUUUGUUGCAGUUUGCAUGCUUGGAGAAUUUAAAGUCCGACUCUUAUCUCUCAGAAGCAGAGAGAGUUUAGAGUCCACUAGCAAAGAUUCUUCAGGUUGUGUUCAGACCUCCAGACUGAACAGGUGCAGGAGGAUAGAAGAUGUUACAGCUGAGGAGCUCAGCCCUCAUCCUGCUAUUGACUCUGCAGUUUGUGGCUUGUUCUUGGGCUCAUCCAUGUGAGAGUCCUGAGCGGAAAUGUGACUUUGUGUGUGACUGUACUGAUUGCAGCGAUGAGCAGGACUGUGGCUACAGAGGAAAAGAUUUUGUGUGUGACUUUGAGGACGUAGGAAUGUGUGGAUGGACUGACCAGUCCCUUAACGCAGCUGUGUAUGGCUGGGAGAGAAAUCAGAGAGGGGACACAUUGCCCGACAGCGGGCCGUCCUCUGACUACACCACUGGUACAGCUAUAGGUUCAUUUAUGGCAGUGAGUGCAGUGAGUGCAGAGUCUCUCAGUACUGCAGUGUUUGUCUCUCCAGAGAUGAACCAGUCUUCACCAACUUGUCGCAUUCGUCUCAGAUAUUUCCUGUGGGACUCAGGUGACACAGGUCUUGGCUCCACACCCUUGUGGGCAUCUGUCCUUCAUAAUGACUUUCGUGAGGCCAUAGUGUGGCGUCCUGAGGUCACCAGUGUCCGUGGCUGGAGGGAGGCUACCAUCUUUCUGGGCCGUAUUCCAACAACCUUCCGAAUCUCUCUCAACUCACAGCGCUCUAAGGGGAGAAAAGGAGAUGUGGCUGUAGACCAUCUGGAGUUUCUGGACUGUGCUCUUCCCUUACAAACCCCUGGUGAGGGGUGUUCAGCAAACAUGAAGGAGUGUAAGCGUGGGGGCUGCGUGGAGAUGCGGCAGGUCUGCGACGGCACCGACGACUGUGGCGACGGCACUGAUGAGGAGGGCUGUGGGUUCGAUUUCUGUGACUUUGAGAAGCACUGGUGUUCCUGGGACUGGAGGUCAAUAUCCCCACUGAAAUGGGUCAGGAUGACCCAGGAAAACUUCUCCAUCACGGAUCCUCUGAAAGGACCAGGCAGGGAUUAUUCCAGCAACAGUGUAUCAGGUCACUUCCUAUAUGUAACCGUCCCUGAUGGUGGUCUCAAAGCUGACUGGGCAGCUUUCCAAAGUCAUGUCAUUGAACCCACCAAUAGUUCACAUCCUUGCAAGAUGGUGAUGUACACUCACCAGUUUGGACCAAGGUCCGGUGGUCUGACGGUGCUGGUGGCAGAUCGUAAAAUCUACCCUGUGUGGGAGAGAGGCGGUGCACUAGGUGAUGUUUGGGUGAAAGCAGAGGUGGAGAUUGUCACCAACUUCCCUUUCCAAAUUAUUAUUAUGGCAGCAAUCAGAGACUUUUCAUAUGGAGGUAUCGCUGUGGACAACAUUGUGUUGUCACCUGAAUGCCGUCCGUCAUCUGGGAAUAGCACCUUGGAAAAGUUUCCUAAGCCUCCUAAACACCCGUGCACUGAACCAGACAAGAUUUGCGAUUUCACACCGGACUGUAAAAAGGAGGAGGAUGAAGCUAAAUGUGGGGAUUUCUCUUACCCGGAGGGCAGCUCAGGCUGGACUGACAGCAGCAUUGGGAGUCAGGGUUGGGUGCUACAUAAUAUUCCCACACCCAAAGAGGAGUACCUGUAUGUAGCCGAGGCCCCAGGCCAGCAGCUGACCGAAGCCCAGACACGGACCCCUCUCCUGGGCCCCUCCGGCCCAUCCUGCAGCCUCAGCUUUGAUUUUGCACUGACUGGGAAUUCAACUCACAUUGGUGAGCUGUCCGUCAGGGUGAUUGACAGCUUUCUGGGCAUACAGCCUAAACUGUGGGAGUUCAGUGGGAAGACAGGAACAGAGGAGGAGGCGUGGCGGCAAGUCAGUGUGACUAUUGGUGUCAGAAAACAUCGCUUUCAGCUGGCGUUUGAGGCUCGUGCUGUGAAACUUUCUGCCUCAGACAAGAUUAAAGUAAAAAACGUUCACUUUGUCAGCUGUUAUAAUUUCCAUGUCCCAUCAGCACUGUCAUGUAACUUUGAAGUUGGACUUUGUGGAUGGUAUCAGGACAAAAGUGACAACUUUGACUGGACAGUGCUCAGUGGGAUGGACCACACCACGGGGAUCAACAACAGCCUUGCUGUGGACAUGUGGAAUCCUUCUCUGCGUGGUGUGUUUGGGCGCUUAAUUUCAUCCACACAGUCAGCAGGUCCUACAGGUCACUGCCUGUCCUUCUUUUACAAACUCUAUGGGCCAAACACAGGUGCUCUGAAUGUGAAGCUGUUAGAUAAACACGGUUACGAGAAAGUCCUGUGGACCCGUAGCGGAGCUCAUGGCAACAUCUGGCACGAAGCGCACUGCCCGGUACCACACCAGAUCACAGACUUUCAGCUGAUGUUUGAAGCUGUUCGCUCUGGCUUUGACGGGCGCAUUGCCAUUGACGAUGUAUCAUUUGUGAGCAAACAAUGCACCGUGCCCAGGAUGUGUUCCUUUGAAGGCCAACGAUGUGGGUACAGCACCUCUGGGACAGCUCACUGGCUCCACCAUAGCAGAUACACCACCUCAAUGGAUGGACCAGACACUGACCACACUCUGGAGACAGAAUUAGGCUUCUACAUGAUGGCUAACACUGGAGCCAACAUCCUUCCUCCUGGUAAAACAGCUGUCCUUACCUCCCCUGUUCACCAAGGAAUUACUAAGUGCGUCCAUUUCUGGUAUCACAUAGGAGGAGAGAAUCCUGGUUCUCUGACAUUGUAUGUGAAGCUGUUGAAGGGAGAAAGAGUGAAGAUCUUCUCUAACAGUCUGGACCAGGGAGACGUCUGGCGUCAUGGCAGCGGCAACAUCUUGGAUAACCCUGUGGACUGGCAGUUGGAGUUUGAGGCGGUCGGAGCUGGAGGAAAGAACACUCAUAUUGCAGUUGAUGACAUCUUCCUUUCAGCUCACCCAUGUGAAGAUCAAGGUUCAAAGUGCACUCUGGAGAAUGGGAUGUGUAGCUGGAGCAACACUCAAAAUGUCAAAAUGGACAAACUGGACUGGGAGCUGACAAGUCCAAAGGCAGAGAAGCACUACUCCGUCCCAGCUGAAGACAAAACUCUGGGCACAGAGAGAGGUCACUUCCUGUUCUUUCCAAGCAGCAACCGGACGGCAGUCAAAGACAACGCUAUGUUGCUGAGCCCUCACCUGCCCCCGACCAAAGGCACUUGUCUGAAAUUCUGGGCCUACAAGCCAGACUCGUCCGACAGCGAGCUGAAGGUGUGGAGGCUGUCUAAAGGUCUCCUCUAUCAGCUGCUGGUGGUGAGUGAACUGAGCGGACCGUGGAGACGCUUUGACGUCAACAUCACCUCUACUGAGGAAUACCAGAUUGCAUUUGAAGGAAUCAAAGGCGUAUCAGGUGCUGUCGCUCUGGAUGACAUUGAGUACACCAUUGGAGUCAACUGUGCUAAGAUGAUCACAGAUGUGAAAGUUCCAUCAAAGCGAAACAACGCGGGAGGGAUUGCGGCAGCCGUCAUCGUGGUCCUGCUGCUGAUCGCCACAUUGAUUGCCCUGCUGGUUUACUACCUGCGUACCCGAUCGGGACUCAACCCUGUGCCAUUUUCAUCAUCUUCUUCAGAUACUGGUUUCAGUAAUGAAACAUACGAAGCCGACCUUACACAGGACCAUAUGUCGGUUCCACCAGCACAAAACCAUCCAAUGGAAGCCGGCUUCAAUGAUGUCUCUAUCGAUGGUAACGCGUGAGGCAGGAGGGGCAGUAGUCCUGCCACAUUAAGGUGGCUUCGUAUAAUGAAGGGGAUACCACAGCAGAAGAACUGCUUGUUUCACCCUUACAUGACACACAAACACACACAAACGUACCUACAUACACACACACACACACACACACACACACACACACAAAACACUGAUCAAGUCCUAAUUGGUGCAGCUGCAAGUCAAUUUAGUAGUCACAGGUAGCCUGUGGAAUCUGUUGUAUAAUAACUUCUGUGGUCUGGAUGAGCUUUGUUAACUUGCUCAGUAACAGGUUAUCUCAGCUUUAGCUCGGAGACUACACAUUUACAACAGGAAACCUGAACUGGGGGCACAGUUUACCAGGGAGUAGGGUCUAAUGAAAGACACUAUGGAGCUGCAUUAUGUGAAUAACCUUGACUCGCAUAAAGGAUCACAUCUCUGAUCUGUCUCUGAAAGUUGUGGUCCAGUAUGUGUCAGAUUAAGUGGUUCUAUUUACAUGAAAUGGCAUAAACAUUAUGUUUUUCUUACCUUAGAAUGAGCCUUUUUAUAUCUAGAGUUGCAUUUUACAUUUUUCAGGUACAAUCCCCCCUUAGUUUCCUUUAACAGAUGAAACAAACGGGUGAGUGGAUGCCGUUGAAAUCUCCAAAUACACCGCUAGUUGCCACAAAAAACUCUAAACGCCUAUUCUUAAAUAUGGUUAAAGCCUUAGCUAACAGUUGCAAGCAGACAACGAGCGAUGUGAAGAUUUAUUUAAGAUUGAAAUAGUAUACCUGUAAACACUGUGCUGACAUAUGUUCAAGUGAACAUAUUCACAGCCACUGUCCUUAACUCUUCGGAGCAGAGGGUGACAUGAGGGGGCUGCACAGCAAGAUGCUAAUAAUUCUACACAGUGGACCUUUAAGAGAAAGGAAAGAAGAAAACAGACAUACAUAAAAGGUGUAAAAGUUCUAAAGGAAGGUAACAUAAUGCAACUGAUUGUAAAAAGACUUUUGGACGAGUAUAUUCUUUUGAUCUGUUGGAAGUUUAUUUUCAUUCUGCUGUGAAACGAGAUAUAAUUGACCUCUGAUGAUCAAUAAAAUUCAAGCUGAGCAUUGAAACAUUGGUAUUGGUGUGCUUUUUCACUCAUAAACAUUUGUCCUCAAAAGAAUAAAAAAAUCCUCAUCAUUAUGUUUGUUUGUUUGUUUGUUAUGGGUGUUUUAAAGUCACAUUUUAAAUGUGUCGAAAUGAGUGCAGAAAUGUUCUUCACCAGUGUCAAUUAACUGACCUUUAACUGAUCCAUUAAAAAAAUCAACUAUCUUCUGAUCAUGCCCUCAUAUAUAAAUAUUUUCUUGCUUUUCUGUUUAAUAAUUGUAUUUUUAUACUUGAUGAUCAGACAUGGGCUUCAGCCGAUGAGCGCAUACAGCAGAUUUUACAAUUUUAUUUACAUUUGAGACAACAGAGUAGAUUAGUAAAACUGAUAUAAUCAAUGGAAAUGCAAUCAAUGCAAAUAAUCAAUGGUUAGAUGAUGAAUGGUAGCCUAAAGCAGUCAUGCGUACUCCUGACUGGUCGCUCCCUGCACGGCUCUGAUAUGGUCAAAUGCCUCGUUCAUCUUUAGGAAGAGGGGAUGACGACAUCAUGUCCUUAGCAACGGUCGCGUCUCUACGGCAACAUCCUCCGAUGUCCCCUCUCUGCUGUUGUCACCGUGAUUCUCAGCUGUUGUCAGUGAGACAGAGGAGAGGAAAAAAAUCACCGUUUUCACUCGGAUGAACUGAUGAUUUAGGAGGAUGGAGGGUUGUCAUGGGUGGAGUGCGGGCGACCACCGCAGCGGCAGCAGCUGGUGUCUCGCGACCUGAGUGCCUAAAGUUGGAGUGAACAAGAGGCAACUUGGUCACCGAAGACCCUCUCCUCCUCAUCAUCAUCAUUCAGCAUCCCUCACCCUGCAGAAGAUCGCCAGCCUGCUCUGUCUGGCGGCUGUUCACUCUCAUCUGGACCGAUUUUAUCUGCACGACCCGGUUCUCAUCCAGCGGCGCGUGCGGCUGAAUGGAUCCCGCCGUGCUCAUCUUCCUGCUCUACGUGAUGAUCGCGCACGAGCUGGUGUGCGGCUGGAUGCAGUACCGGAGACAGAGCGCCAAGCCCCGCAAACGAGCUGCUGGACCUCUGCUGCGCUCAAGUGUCCAGGUGUGUCAGGGAGCCUGGAGGGCUAGCAGCCAGUCUGUCAGGACUGACAGAGGAGGGAGGGACCUGAGAAAGAGUGGUCGCAUCGUGAGAAAAGCCUAAUGAAGAGAGAAGGCAGACAUGGAUUAACACUUAAUAAACUGGAUUUAAUAUUCAAGUGA
Larimichthys crocea (large yellow croaker) is the source of this 6635-nucleotide messenger RNA. RefSeq names its product MAM domain containing 4 (gene mamdc4). The record is from RefSeq and is a predicted model, not a curated record. The transcript is spliced from 30 exons. The coding region runs from base 733 to 4329 and encodes 1198 amino acids. Gene Ontology annotation, cellular component: membrane. NCBI's taxonomy places the organism in Eukaryota, Metazoa, Chordata, Actinopteri, Sciaenidae. Gene Ontology annotation, molecular function: protein binding.